Penicillium malachiteum is the source of this 675-nucleotide messenger RNA. RefSeq names its product Rho family GTPase RHO3 (gene rho3). The transcript is spliced from 6 exons. The coding region runs from base 1 to 675 and encodes 224 amino acids. Lineage: Eukaryota; Fungi; Ascomycota; Eurotiomycetes; Eurotiales; Aspergillaceae. The record is from RefSeq and is a predicted model, not a curated record. Gene Ontology annotation, molecular function: GTP binding; GTPase activity. Gene Ontology annotation, biological process: small GTPase-mediated signal transduction.
AUGGAGCUAUGUGGACGCCAGAAGGUCGUCCAGCGCAAGAUGGUGCUGCUAGGCGACGGUGCUUGUGGCAAGACUUCCGCACUAAAUGUCUUUACAAGAGGGUGCGCAAUCCCUCCCCAGCCCUCCAACCCCUCCCUUAAGUCCCUUCCCGCGAUCCCAAAUCAGUUAGCUAACUUUGGCCUGUAUGACCACCUGGGCACAGAUUCUUCCCAACUGUCUAAAAACUAUGUCCACGAUAUCUUCGUCGAUAAUGUACAUAUGGAACUCUCGCUAUGGGACACAGCUGGACAAGAGGAAUUCGACCGAUUACGGGCAUUGUCCUACGAGGAUACCCAUGUCUUGAUGCUUUGUUUCAGUGUGGAUAGCAGCGAUUCAUUCGAGAACGUCGGGUCCAAAUGGAUUGCCGAGAUUAGCGAGAAUUGUCCCAACGUGCGAGUAGUGCUCACAGCACUGAAAUGCGAUUUGAGGAAAGAUGACGAAAUGAACGACAAUCCCAACGCGAUCACGUUUGAUCAAGGUUUAGCUAAGGCUAAGGAGAUUGGCGCGGUCAAAUAUCUGGAAUGCUCGGCUGUGCAAAAUCGGGGUAUUCGCGAGAGUUUCUAUGAAGCCGCCAAGGUUGCUUUGGAGGUCAAGCCUACAGGAGGUAGUGGCUCUGCAGGAUGCGUCAUGCUCUAA